Eruca vesicaria subsp. sativa (arugula) is the source of this 174-nucleotide messenger RNA. Lineage: Eukaryota; Viridiplantae; Streptophyta; Magnoliopsida; Brassicales; Brassicaceae. The record is from the annotation of a GenBank genome assembly.
AUGUGGGAUGUGAUGACAAACGAUGAGGCAGUGGAGAUAGUAAGAGGAGUCAAAGAGAGAAGAAAGAGUGCAAAGAGAUUGGUGGAGAGAGCUAUGAUACUUUGGCGUAGGAAGAGAAGAAGCAUCGCCAUGGAUGAUAUCUCUGCUCUUUGUCUCUUCUUUCAUCCUUCUUAG